This is a messenger RNA of Leishmania braziliensis MHOM/BR/75/M2904, 2538 nucleotides long. RefSeq lists its product as hypothetical. The transcript has a single exon. NCBI's taxonomy places the organism in Eukaryota, Euglenozoa, Kinetoplastea, Trypanosomatida, Trypanosomatidae. Gene Ontology annotation, molecular function: 3'-5'-RNA exonuclease activity. Bases 1 to 2538 code for a protein of 845 amino acids. Gene Ontology annotation, biological process: nuclear-transcribed mRNA catabolic process, deadenylation-dependent decay. The record is from RefSeq and is a predicted model, not a curated record. Gene Ontology annotation, cellular component: mitochondrion.
AUGCUUUCUCGGCUGCCGCUGCGUCGCUUUCGCCCCUUCGCCUCGUCGCUUGGCGCGACGCAAUCCAACUCGGCCGAUACUUCCGCCUCGCACGUGGAUACGCAUCAGCAAAACACUACCGCCGCGAGUACACCAGUCACUCAAUCAUCCUUGGCGAGAAGCAAACCGCCCUCCAAGGCUACUACCGCGUCCCCCGCUUCUGCGUCCUUUCUGACAGAUUACCGGACGGAGAGGGCGCAAAGCCGCUGGAACGCAGCGAGGCGCCACACUCAGGCCGCCACAUCAGCGUCGUUGCGCACCGCUGCAUCGCAGGGCACUACCUCCACAUCCUCAGCCUCAUCGUCAUCGCACAUAGUGCCAUCCGCUGUGGUUCGCCCACUUUUGCAGCGCAUAAUGCAGGGAAAGAACAAGGUGGUGGUGCUCCACCCAGAGGGAAGUCAGGUCGUUACUCUUGACCUGUCUAUCCAGCUCUCGGAACCAGCGAGCAAUGGAUUGCCGUCCUCAUCAUCCGUGACGGGUACUACGGCACCGUCGCAGCCGAAGCGUGUCUCCACAGUGGUAGUAAAGAGCAUGGCUCGGGAGGAAAAGGAGGUGGCAUCCAAAACGCUGGAUCGCAUCCGUCUGCUCUUCGCGCCACCGCGGCCAAGCAGGAAUAACUCGAAACGGAUCACGAAGGAGCAAAUUUUUGCUGACUGUCCAACUGUGCGCGCCUUCUGCCGCUCCUCCGACCUCGCCAGGGUGGCGGAGGCGGACAGUUCCCUGGCUGCUCCAGGGGCGAAGUCAGCUGUCCUCCCGUCAUUGAGCGAAACAGCACCGUACACGGAACUGAACCCAGUACUACCGAACUCCGUCUUUUGGAAGCACGCUCAGGUGCUGUGCGUCAAUGAGACCAACGUACGUGUGCUUUACAACGUGCCUACGAUCACCUCUCUCACCUCGCCAGGUAUACCGUACGUAGGGCUGCCGCUCGCGUGCGCAGACGUGUCGCUGCUCUUCGCGUCCAAGGAGAGGGUAUGCUACGAGUGGUGCGUGCUCUCUGAGGCGUCGGCGAGCUCGCGCAGCCCCACUCACGGAGAUGCAACCUUUCGCGUGGUUGGCACCGCGCCAACCUUCACGCCAACCAGCGACCUGCAGGGCAAGGCGAUGAUGCUGCGGGUUUCUCUGGACCCCGCGACUGGCCUCUGGACGGAGAUGCGUCUGCCUGGUGUGGUGCGCCAGCUACCGCCACCGGUGUCACGUUGGCAGGAGACGGUCACGGAUGUCAACUACCCGGCUUUCCGCGUUGUCACCUACAACAUACUCUACGAUGACUUCUGCACAUCGAAGAACUCCAAGGCGAAGAUAUACCCGUUUGCCAGCGAUGAGGUUCUCGACCUUGAGAACCGAAAGGUGCGCAUCGCGCAGGAGCUCUUAGCCUAUCAUGCGGAUCUGGUCUGCUUGCAGGAGUGCGGUCGAGAUGUCUUUCAAGGCUACUUUCUUCCUGUGAUGCGCGCGUGCGGGUACGACGGGGUGUACUGCAACAAGUCUGGAUCGGUGAAGGAGGGCUGCGGUUUCCUGUUUCGCGAGUCUCGCUUUCAUCUCGUUGAAUCCGCGUCUGUCCCGCUGAACUUUCAAACUCUUUCCUCCAUGUUUCCGGACCUGGCGGGGCGGGUGGGUGCUUGCCCUGAGCUGAAGGAAGCGCUUUCCACAGUGACCACCAUUGGGGCGCGAGUGGUGCUUCGAGAAACCACCAGUGACAAGGAGGUGGUGGUCGGUAAUACGCAUCUUUUUUACCACGCCAAUGCGUGCCACAUUCGUAUUCUGCAAGCGUACAUGCUGCUGCACUGGCUGCACGAGGCGUCCCUGAUUCCGCCUGGCGGGGACGCGGUGGCGUCACCGUCAUCCAGUUUUGCCGACCAUGCACCGCCGCACCGACCUGUUGUCAUGUGUGGGGAUUUCAACUGCACGCACCCCACCGGCGCGUACCGUCUCCUCACAACGGGUCAGGUGGAGGCCAAUCACCCAUCGUGGGAUAAGGGGAAGCUCUUCUGGUGGGGUUGCGCGCGACUGCUUGGUUACGAAGCUGAGAACCUCGGAGAGCUGCUUGACAGGGACGCGGUUCUGCCGCAGACUAGAGUGGCGCGGAAGAGUCCCACGCAGCAGCAAAAAUCGCCAGCAGAAACGGCGAAGCCCACCACCACCAAGUUGGCAGAUGUUCCUGUGGAAGCAAGUAACGAGACGCAAGGACAAGAGGAAUCCGCACAACGCGAGUAUGGGGAGCGCGUUAUUACGAAGGUGUUUCACGAGGCGCUCUACGGACCACAGAUGCACUUGCAGGACGCCUACCAGCGCACCGAUCUCUCACUGCCGUGGACGAACUUCACGCUCACUUUUCGUGAGGUGAUUGACUACAUCUUCUUCUCCGAAGACUCUUUAGAAGUCCUUCGCACAGUGCCCAUUCCUCCAGAGGCCGAGCUGGCAGAGAACUUUGCCUUGCCGAACAAGAAAUAUCCGUCCGACCACAUCGCCCUUGUUGCAGACCUCGCCUUUACGACGUAG